Messenger RNA from Hydractinia symbiolongicarpus, 2898 nucleotides. RefSeq lists its product as uncharacterized. Lineage: Eukaryota; Metazoa; Cnidaria; Hydrozoa; Anthoathecata; Hydractiniidae. The record is from RefSeq and is a predicted model, not a curated record. Bases 89 to 886 code for a protein of 265 amino acids. The transcript has 3 exons.
AUUGUUUCUAUCUCAUAUAUGAUUUUUCACACAACAACAGUAAUCAUUUUUGUUCAACUGUUCAUUGGAGGUGUUACACACAGACAGUAUGGCUUUCAAAAUUUUAACUUUAAUUUUAUUGCUUUUUGCUAUCAAAUACGUUUUCACUGAAGGUAAUCUUUACGUCAUACACAACGUUUACGACAACAAAAAAGGAAAAGUUACAAAUCAUUAUAAAGGGUUCACAAGAACAACUUGCUUGGUAAGAUGUGGUAAUGAUCAAGAUUGUGACACGGCAUAUUUCAAACCAGACCAGGAUAAUAACUCAUUUGGAGAGUGUUGGUUUGUUAAAGAAGGAGGUGACGAUGACUUAAAGUUACCAAAAAUAUCAGAUGGAGAAAAAGUGGAGUGGUUUGAGAAUGUUUCUUAUUAUGAGACUAAGAAGAAAAACACGAGCUAUAAGGCCGACAACUGGAAGUUACAAGCUACAAAUGUUUGUUUUGGUGCAAAGAAUGGUAGUUAUGGUAAGUUUACAUUGAACCAUACUGGCACUAUGACAAGGUUGAAACUUAAACAUACGGGUGAAGAAUCUACAUUGAAUUGCCGAAGUGACGUUAGUAACGUUACCUCUCGAUGGGGCUGUCAUUAUUAUGGAGAAGAGUGGAUUCUGACUGUAAUCACUGACAAAAACAACACAAUCAUAAUCCCAAAUUCAAAACACGGAUCUUACAUUCUUUCUGGAUAUAAUGCAAGCUCGCCAUAUCUUCAAUUUGAUAAUCUAAACAUAUCUGCAAAUUAUGGAGAUGAGCUAAGAAUCUGGUACUUUCUAGAUUUAAUAGAUCAUUAUUAUGAGAGUGUUAGUGAAGGAAGAUCAUGUGCAGACGUACAUGCUGUUUUCUACGAUUAACUUAAAUGUUUGCAACCAGAUUUCAUUCACAUGCAACUUUUUUUGUUUAAUAAAAUUUAUUUACUUUCUAAAUGUUGUGUGUAAAUUUUGUUUGUUGUAAAUUUAACUACGUGUUAUAAAGUAUAGCGUACAAAUAUAAAGACGAGACAACAGGCGCUGAAAACGAGGUUGCGUUCAUACAUUUUUUAGUUAAAAUAUUUGGGUUUUUCCCUCAAGAUUUCUCUAAACUCGACUUUUUGAGUCUUUUAAAAUCGCAGCUAUUAUAGGUAAGAAAAAGCGAUCGCAAGCAGUUAUGGACAAUUUUAAAAGAAAUUGUCUAGAACAGCUCAAAUAAAUUUUUUCAAACUAAAAAAAAUCCAAAGCUAAUUUUGUCCAAUAAUUGUUCUUGUUCGCUAUCUUUUUUUUUUUUUUCACCUAUGACUGGUAAAUAUUCAUAUUGACUUAAUUGAUCAAUUUUUUUCAUAAGCACGUUAAUGGACCUUUCCCGAAUUUCCUAAUUAUGUCAAACUCAAUUAAAGAGGUCGAUACUAAAUAUGUUUCUUAUCCCUAAGUUCCUUAGCAAAAGGUAGAACAAAUUACCUAAUUUCGUAAAUAUUUCUGUUCGUUAAGUGUUUCAAUUUCGAACUGAAAAUUACAGUCAAACCUUUCAUAUAGCCAAUCUUUCUAAAAAUAGCCUCGUUUUCAAAAUAAUUAUUUUCUUCAAAUCUAAAUACAAUCCAACCAGAAUAUUAUAUUGCUCUAAAAACUUCAGUUUUGUCAUGAUAAUUGGAUGUUUUAUUUUAAUAGCAUAGAACCAUUAUAAAAUUUUGGAUGACGUCAUAAUUAUUAUAAUUUAUGAAAUUCGGGAAAGGUGUAUUGUAAGAAAAUUUGUGGAAAAAUUCGUAUUAAGAACAAAAUGAGUCAGAAUUCCAGAGCUCUCUUCUUACUAUUAAGAACAAAAUAGAAAAAAAUCUUGAAAAACAAGAACAGCCAGCCUCAGCUCGGCUUUUUGUAGUUAAAUGCAUUUCUUUAAAUAUAUACCCUGCAGGUAACAUAAAUUUUGUUUUAAGAAACUACAGGAACAACCUCGUUCCCAGGGCAUUUUGCUUUGUGAUGCACUCCGUAAUAACAGCUUAGGGGCCACAAGACCCUGGGGACGAGGUUGACUACAGGAACUUUCUUAAAGUAACGUUCUUUUUUCCUUAAAUUAAUUUUACGUAUGGGAAUUUUCUUUAUCUUUAUUUUCUCUUUGAAAGUUAACAUACACUGUACAUAUAAUUCACAUUUUAUUUAUUAUAUAUUAAAAAUACCAGUUUUAAACCAUUAAUUUGACUUCACAUCUCUUUCUCACAAACAAGCAAAUGUAACGUCAAUUUCUCUAAUAAACGCGUCUUUCUAUCGGAGUACUUAUUUCUAAAUUAUAAACAAAUCUCACGGUGUUAGUUCAAAGAAAUACAUUGAUUUUUUUGAGGUUUUUUUACAUACACAACCAAGUCUUUUUUUAGUAAAAAAUCAGUUGUGAAGAGGAAGACCAAGAAGUCGAAGGUGUUAUUUACAAAUUUUUUGUUAUUUAAAGUUAUGGUGUUAUCAUAUAAUCAUUAGCUAAAUUUUAUUAUAAUUUGUGUGAAGCAUGUAUAUGAAACGAAUCGUCUUACGAAGAGAAACAAAAAAUUAUUUUAUAAUUGAAGUUAAAGACUUUAAGUAAUUAAAAAUUUUCAGCUCGGGUAUUAAAAUGUAGAAUAUUUCAACUUUGUUUUUCUUAGUAAUUGUACGCUGUAUAUAAAAUGCACAAUUAUUUUAAAGACAUACACAUGGGAUUUACAAUUUAACAGAAUAGUCACCUUUAUCUACAGUAUUGUUUUUUCGCGAAUUUUUUUCGCAAAAUUGAGCUGAUGUAUGUUUUUAUAAGAAGUCUUACUAAAAGUGUACUUACCAAAGGUUUUUUUAAUUUUCUUAUAAGUUUUAGUCCAAAACAUUUCUUACAACGUCCUCCACUCUUUCGUAAGAAAAAAUUAUCAUAGUCAUUCAGAGUU